Messenger RNA from Colletotrichum fioriniae, 7062 nucleotides. RefSeq lists its product as uncharacterized. Lineage: Eukaryota; Fungi; Ascomycota; Sordariomycetes; Glomerellales; Glomerellaceae. The record is from RefSeq and is a predicted model, not a curated record.
AUGGCUGGGAAGGGUGCCACUGGAGCGAAGUUGGAUAUGCGGAGCGUGGCAAGCCCUUCACGAGAUGGUUUCCCAACACCAGCUACGCCCGUAUUAGCCAUACAGGACAUAUCUUCUGGUCGUCCUGCUAGUGAAGCAGGGCUUCCGGUCAGUCGAGGUCGUGACCAAGCAGUGCCAUCAGAUUCAGCCUCCAGGAGCUCAAGCGUCUCCCGGCGCGAUGGUUCGGUAUCCAGGGGCAGACGUCGCAACCCCGACGUUUCCAGGGGCACUGUGCUCGUCCAGCAAGCAAGACAGACGAGCAGACCGAAGAGUCCGGCCCCAGCCACCUCUGAGUCGACUCCGCUAAGCCAACAAGAAGGCGAGGAGACUCAACCGAGCAAUCCAGCAUCAACCACGGAGCCUAUUGAGUCGACUGAGUCGAAGAGGCUCGAGGGUGUGAGAAAUUAUUUGAGAGGCCUCGCGGAAUCACACGGCAUUCUUUAUCUAGUCAACAAGGAGCCGACGCCCGCAACAUGCGAGGAGCUCUUCAAGAAUUUUGCCUUAAAGGUCUCCGAAGAAUGCAGUACAAGGCACGAGAAGCUUCAGGUAGAGAUUUCAAAACUCGAGGCCUCGACGCAAUCACACGCGCAGCUUGAGGGGGAAAAGACUGCACUGCAACAGAUCGUGGCAACGCAAACCGACAAACUUGGCGACCUUGGCUCGCUUGAGCAACGGGUACGAGACCUCGAAAUCCAGCUCACGAAGUGUAACAACGAGCGAGAAAACUUCAAGUCGGACCUGGAAGCAACACAGAACCAGCUCAAGACGGCUGCGAAUGAGUGCAACGAGAAAGAGAUUAGCCUGCAGCACCGCACAGCAGAGCUCAAUGAAGUUCAAUUGCGCAUCCAACAAAUGGCUCCUCCAGUGAACGAGGAAGAGCUUAAAAACACCAUAUCUAAACUCCGUGAUCAGCUAAAUGCCGAAAUGUCAGCCAGGGCAUUAGCGGAGCGCAAACUCGAAGACGAGAGGGGCGGGUGGCAGGCGAAGGAGAAACGGCAUGAAGAUGACAUAUCUUAUAUGGAAAAGCAGUUGGUGGACCACCAAAAGCAAGUCAAGGAAGCGCAAGCCAUAGUCGAGAGUCUUCGGAAACAAUUGGUGGAGCAGACCAGGAAAGUCUCCCAAGCCCAAAUCGAGGUGGAAAACAUGACUUUCACCGUCGACCACGAGAACGUUCCCCUUGCCGAAUAUCGCAAGCUCGUCGACAAUGCGAGGGGCGAAGUUUCGGACUUGGAGUUGCGACUAGCCCAGGCAGAGACGGAACGCGACGAGGCACUGAAGCAAGACGUUCCCAUGGAUGAUAUGCGAGACAUCAUUGGAGAGGUUGUCGGCUUCUACGGCCUCGCCAUGGAUGAUGCCGCGAGCAACCUAUACAGCAACUGGCGAGAAGAGGAAGCUAGACUAGCGGACUUGGUGUGCGACGGCAACGACGGCUUCCGCAGAUACCCUCAUGCUGUCGUGCUUUCCGACGAAAAGCCUUCGCAGUCACUGUCUGAUGAUCUAUUCUCGCCUCCCAAGCGGGCUUCUGGGGCGGUGGCUUCGAAAUCUGAAGAAUCGCAGACCGAGAGCGAGCCUGAAGUGAGGCUUAAUCUCGCGAAGGAGCUUGGAGAAUUCAACAGCCAGUCCUCCGCGGAACCGGAAGAGAUACAGGGCAGCCCCAAUCGAACGCAACAGACACUCGAGGACGAACUCGACAGACUCGAUAGAGUGUCUUCGGCAGGGUCUCAGGGAAGCAAGGUUAACCAAGGAGACAUGUCUCUUGAGCUUCGCAAUACCCAAAACGCAUUGAACGAAUGUCAACAUCAUCGCAAGGAAGCCGACAACGAGAUCAAAGAUCUCAAAGACGAUGCCAAGAAGCAUGUUCACGAAGUUGCGGAGCUGAAAGCAAGCGCUCAGGUGCUGGAGCAGAGAAUCAAGGAGCACGAAUCCAAUGCCGACCGAAUGAGGGAAGAAGCCAGCAGACUAUCUGCCGUCCAGACGCGCGACAAACAAGACUCCGAGACCAAGCGCAAUGAAGCCAACGAGAAGAUCAAGAACCUGGAAGUCACGCUCCAGCAACGGACGAAAGAGCUCAAGAGAUUCCAGAAAAGGGACGAGUUCAUGUCGCAGGUCUCUGAACAGCUCAAGAGGCAGUUAAGCGCUGUCCACGACAGACUAGGCAAAGCCGAGGCCAAGGCUACGUACGCCUGCGCGCGAGAAAAGUUGGCACAGGAAAAGUUGGCUCAAGAGGCUGCCACAGCGGAUGGAUCGAGCACGGGCUUGAGCUCGCUGGACGACCCAGGAGAGCAUCUUCAGCUUGUGGCCGACUUGAUCGACCGCGUGGACAAAGCGGAAAGCGACCAGGCGACGACCCGGAAAGAUCUGCAAGAGGUUCAACAGAUGAUGGCAGGCCUCGAUGAGGAUGCCAAACUACUUCGGGAGGAAAGAAACAGCCUGGCUCUCGAGAGGGGCCAGCUCCAGGAAGAAAAGGUGGAAUUGGUCCAACAGAGAGACACGUCGAAGGAGGAUCUCAAGACGUACAUGGAAUCCGCGGACGAAGUCGCAGAGAAAUACGUCAUACUUCUGGAGCGACUACAAGAAACUGAGCAGGAAAUGAGGAAGAAGAUUGAAGAGAUCAUACGCAAGGACAAAGAAAUCCAACAAAAGGAUAGGGAAAUAAGAGAAAAGGACCUCUUACUCAGGGAAAAGAUGGAGGAGUUGAAGGCGAAGCAAAAGGCACUCGACUACUGCCACGAACAUGGCGAGCGCCUCAAUGCGGAAGUACGCACACUUGAAGAGAAGGUGGUCGAAUUCCGGAACAAAUGGAGCUCUGCAAAAGAAAGAUACGACAGUGAGCUGAAGAGGCGCCUCAUAGUGGAGCAAGAGGGUGUCGAUCACCUCGAAACUAUGAUCAAAGGCAAGCUGAUUGAGAAAGACAAGGAAUUGCGAGAAGAGUGGAUGGCGGAGCACAACAAAACCGUCGACAAGUUGGAGAACGACAUUCAGGCCUUGGAGAGAAGAGCUGGGGUGGGCAAGACUGAGCUGGAGAGGACCAAAGCUACGCACCAGGAAGUAGUGGAUGGCCUCGAAUCCAAGAUUCACGACCUGCAGAGCCUCAAGUCAGCUGCUGGCGAGGUUGCAGAUCCGACGGAGAUCGAAGCUCAACAGAAACAAAUGGAGGAGCUCAAGCUUAGGGUUCAACAGCUGGAGAGUCGGAACCAAGCCCCCGACGAGGAUGCUGGUCUAGCCAAGAUCAAAGAUGAACAUCAGAAGACGGUGGAUGCCCUCGAGCUCAAGAUCCAGAAUCUGGAGGAGGAUCACCGGAGGGAGUCGGCAGGACUCGAAAGACAAGUCUUGUCUCUGACGAGCGAGAACGAGGGACUGACGCGGGUCUUGUCGGGCACGACCGUGCCGAGCGGGAUCAUGAUCUCUCAUCAGGGCACGCAGACUCACUACGCGCCGCCGGUCGAGAGCUCGACGCGGAACCCCGAUCACCAACCGCCUAGCGAGGUGACUGUGAAGGCGACAUCAGGCAACCAAGGCACACCUCCUGAAUUCAGAGCCAUGCACCAGCAGUUCCAAGACACUUUCAAAGGUCUGAUACGAAAGCAGUCGGCCACCGCUGACAAGCUUGAUUCCUUCUUCAAGAGGUUGUGCGACACACUUGGGAGGAUGGAGCUACCAGAAGAUCCUGACGAGUACGAGGUUGACCGCCUGGUAGAACUUCGUGACGCCUUCCAGGAAGCUCGCACUAAGAUGUACGAACUGGGCAUGCAGAAGAGGCACUUUUUUGAGACCAACAUUGAGAACUACCCGGACGAGCUGUACGAAUUCGCGCAGAAGAUUCACAUGUACAAAGAACGGCUCGAGUGGAUCGAGGUCAGGGCCGCCAACACGGCGGCGAAUACGGCGGCGAACAGGGCAGCCAACGAAGAUAGCGGCGGAAACAAUGUCGCCGGGAGCGAUGGUGAGAAUCAACCUCGUCAGUCCGAAGGCAGCGACUGGGUGACUGCCAGCAGUAGCGAAACUCCUUCUGGCGACGAUGAUGAUGAUUUUGAUAUAGACGGACCGGACCCUGGUGACGAUCCAAAGAAACUUCGCAAAGCCAUCGUCGCAUUGGAGAGGAUGAGGGACGAGGCCUAUGCGACCCUAGAGCAAGAGGGGCGGAUAUUGCGCAGAAACAUUGCUCAUUACGGAGGGAUCUUCAACCGGCUAUACCAAGAUCUGGGCAAUCCGCGCGAGCCAGCCCGGCAGAUCCGACGAGAACAGAGGGCCGUGGGACAGGCCGUUAGAGACUUGGCUGGCUCGGAGGCCACCGUCGCCGGGCCAAGCUCAGCCGCCGGCACCCAGCCGAACAUCGCCGACCCCCCGCUGCCCCCAGACCCUUCACUCAACCGUCCGUCAGAGGACCUAGACAAGUGGAGAGGCAAGAAGAAGGCUUACAGAUUCCCCGACGACGGCGAUCCAGGAAGUUCGGGCGAUGGCACCGUCGAUGGGGACGACGAUCAGUACGUGUCGCCCAAGCGAACUGCUUGGGAGGCACGCGUACAUACCAUCCGGGAGAUUCUGACGCAAACAUAUCGGGAACAACGGGCUUGCAUUUACGCUCGAAAUGCCAUCAUGGAGGCCGCGCGAAAUCUGCAAGUCGCUGAUGACCCCGUCCGUCAACAGCCAGGACCGGCACCCUCCGGCGUUCCUGCACAUCCGCUUCCCAGCGCACCUACAAAUCCAGGAGACCCGGGAUCUUCUCACGCGGGACCGUCGUCUGCUGCCGCGCAGCCAGCCACCCCGGACAGCCAAAACGACGAGUCCCGGAGGGCAUUCCAGAGCCACAACGCAUUUGACGACCUCGCAACCGAAAUCUCCUCGCAGGCAUCAAGCGACUUCUUCAAUUUCCCCACCACGGACCGAAUUCUACCGUCCUACCUCCCAAGAAGCAUCUGGGACCCGCUGAAUGACUGGUCUAUGUGUUGUGAGAAUGUGCAAAGCAAUCUUGAACGUCUCAACUAUGUAAUCGAGGGCCUCAUUCACGACGGCAUCAACUCCCAAAACUACGAAUUCCUGCGCAGCAGGGCUCGACAGUUCAAGAUCAUGCUCGAAAAGGCCAAUGCGACAAUCGCCUCCCUCAAGGCAAGGGAGGUCAACGAGUUCGUGGGCCGGUCUGACAACGAGCUCGUGGAAGAGGCUCAGCGGCUCAAGAAAGAGAACAAGGCGUGGGAACAGAAGCUUGAAGACUUCAAGCAGAUAGCCGCGAAGCUACGAAACGAGGAGAGGCUCGUACGCUUCGCUGCAGAUGCUCGCGCAUCGACUUCGGAGAAGAUGAACGAAAAGCUGAAAGAGACUAUCAGCAAGUUGGAAAGCGACAAGAGGCAAGCUGUCGACGACGGCGUGGACAAGGAGAUCCGCGAGACAAUAUACUACUACGAAGAGCAAAAGAAGGAAAUUGAAAAGAUGGAGCGCGAGAUCGCGAAUCUGGAGAAGAAGCUUGCCGAGGAGCGGUCGACGAAGAGCGCCGUAUUCGACGAGACCGUCGGUGCCGUCAAGGACCUGCAAGAAGAAAUUCGCCAGCUGCGGAGGGCCAACGAAAAGUUGGUAGACAGAGGCAGGACGUUGGCGACCGACAUGGAACGGGCUCUGGACGCCACGGCGGGUACAUCGGGAACUGACGCACAAAAGUUGGCCCGGAUGCGGCAGCGCAUCACCAACGCUCUACACCUGGACGUCCCCGACUACCAAGAAGAGGUCGAAGAUUUCCCGAUUGAGGCGGAGUCGGAGCGAGAGCAGGAGUUCGUUGACGCAAUGAAGGAGUACGAGAGGCAGUCGAAGAAUCUGCGAGAUCUCAACGACCGGCAAAUCCGCCAGCAAAAGCGAGACUUUGACGACCGACUGGCUAAACGAGACGCUUCUAUGAGGCUUCAGCAGUCCAAGUUGAGGGAGAUCAUGGCUUCGCAGAGGCGGCGACUCGGGUUGUGCGAGAUGGAGUUGGAGGCCGAGAGGAUACAGCUCCAACAUGCCAGAAAGAGGAUGACACUGAUGGAGAAGCAGCUGCAGGAGCAAGCUCAAACUAAUGUAGAUUUGAUGAUUGAUCAGGAUGAGCAGAACUUGAAGGCUGCUGAAGAGGGGACAUCUGGAGAGAAGCCUGUGCAGGAUAAGAAGGAGAAUGGGAAGCAGCACGCAGGCGCACCCGGUGGUCCUGGUGGUGAUCCCGACGACGAUGAUGAUGAUGAUGAUGACAACCAUGGUGAAGGUUCCAGCGGCGGACCUGGCGCCAAACCGGGCGGCGGUCCUCGAGGACCCGGUAAGAAGCAGACAGGAAGCGGCAGGACGUGUGGCUGUCCCUGCCUUGGUGCCUGCGAUUUAGCAGGCAUGCCGGUGCCUUCUAGACAAAAUGUCAUCGACGACCUCAUCAGGAUGAUCGCCAAAUACAAACGUUGCUGUGGUCAUGAACGCAACACCAAAAGCGUCACAAGCCAAGCGACCGCCGAAUCCGCCUCCGGAACGGAAGCGGCGGUGGUCCCCGAAGACGACGGCCUUCUCCUGGUACGACUGGCCGGCCUCCUGCACAUGGACAGCGACACGAGAGCAAGAAUCGAGAAUCCCCGCCUAAGCUACCUCGUGCGCCUCCUCCUCGCCUUCUGGAGUUGCAUAAGCAUCCACGGCGUCGCGUGGAAGCAGGUGCUUUACUGGCUGGUCGUCGGGAACCUUUACUCGGCCGUCUACUACCUGCCCGGCAGGCGCUGGAGACCGGGUCCACCAACGACUCCGUCGCCCAAACUCGUGGCGCUGGCGAUCAAGGACGCGAUCAUAUUGUACUGGUUCUACUACCUGUACCAGGCGCUCAUGGCGACGUGGGCCGUGCAGAGGGUCUACGAUAUGGCCAACGGGUACACGAGGGCGUACUACAUCGAGAGAGCUCUGCAUCCGGAACGGUCCAGGUGGUGGGGUCUCGACGGGAUCGAUAUGAGGCUUUCUGGGUUCUCUACGGCGGAGCCUCCUGUUCCUAUUACUACUGACGAUGGGGCGGCGGGCAUCAGGAGGGGACUUUGA